Cyprinodon variegatus (sheepshead minnow) is the source of this 3511-nucleotide messenger RNA. RefSeq names its product tetraspanin-5-like (gene tspan5a). The coding region runs from base 297 to 1112 and encodes 271 amino acids. Gene Ontology annotation, biological process: regulation of vascular endothelial growth factor signaling pathway; protein localization to plasma membrane; protein maturation. The transcript is spliced from 10 exons. The record is from RefSeq and is a predicted model, not a curated record. NCBI's taxonomy places the organism in Eukaryota, Metazoa, Chordata, Actinopteri, Cyprinodontiformes, Cyprinodontidae. Gene Ontology annotation, cellular component: membrane.
CCAGCAACGUCACCGCCUCCUAUCUGUGUAAUUUAGCCCGAAUAGCGGACAGACGCUCAGGAUUUAGCGAUAUCGGCGCUGAACUCUGGCCGAUAGGUGCUUCUUCCGUCCUGUGUCAGAGAACCGGGUCGUCCCCGCGGCUCCGCCAUGUCUCCUCGGCGGCUCUGAGCGGACCGUGGAAGCGGACAAAGGAGAUGCUUCCCCGGAGCGCUGAACCUGUUCCCUCCGGUCCGACACAAAGCCUGUGAAGCAGGCCGUGGUUCUCCUCUCCAGUCUCCUGCGGAUGAUGCUCAAACAUGUCGGGGAAUCAUUUCAAAGGCCACGAAGUCAGCUGCUGCAUCAAAUACUUUAUUUUUGGCUUCAACAUCCUGUUCUGGCUGCUGGGCAUGGCCUUGGUGGGGAUCGGACUGUGGGCAUGGAGUGAGAAGGGGGUUCUGUCCAACAUCUCAUCCAUCACCGACCUGGGGGGGCUGGACCCCGUGUGGCUCUUCAUGGUGGUGGGAGGGGUCAUGUUCAUCCUGGGCUUCGCCGGCUGCAUCGGAGCUCUUCGGGAAAACACGUUUUUGCUUAAGUUUUUCUCCGUGUUCCUGGGAAUCAUCUUUUUCCUGGAGUUGACGACAGGGGUCCUGGCCUUUGUUUUUAAGGACUGGAUUAAGGACCAACUUAACCUGUUCAUCAACAACAACAUCCGGGCUUAUCGGGACGACAUCGACCUACAGAACCUCAUCGAUUUCACUCAGGAAUAUUGGGAGUGCUGCGGUGCGUUUGGAGCCGACGACUGGAACCUGAACAUCUACUUUAACUGUACUGAUGGGAACCCCAGUCGGGAAAAGUGUGGCGUUCCUUUCUCCUGCUGCACCAAGGACCCAGCGGAGGAUGUGAUCAACACCCAGUGUGGAUACGACAUCAGAGCCAAACCAGACUCGGAGCAGAAGGACUACAUCAACGUUAAAGGCUGCGUCCCCCAGUUCGAGAAGUGGCUCCAGGACAACCUCACCUUGGUGGCGGGGAUCUUCAUCGGCGUGGCUUUGUUGCAGAUUUUUGGGAUUUGUCUGGCCCAGAACUUAGUGAGCGACAUCGAGGCCGUGAGGGCGAGCUGUUUCUUCACUUAGUUCUGGAGCAGCUUCCCUCUAACAGCACCAGUUUGGAACAUGGUCCCCUUGUGAGCACCGUCUGAGAACGUCACCAGUCACCCCCCCUACUUUCCUACACUGAACCAGCACUUUUUUUUUUGUUUCUAAAGGCACUAAAUAUGUGGAAGGUUUUGUAAAUAACCACUGUGCAACUACUCAACAAAGAUUGCGGACAAGAUUAAGAUGACUGCAGUGUUCCACUUUUGAUAGCUGCAUCUAGUGGCUCUAUAGUUUGUUUUUUCAUUCGGCUCUCGGAGAAAACCGAAAUAAAGAUAAAUAAGCAUCUGAGACGACGACGUGCUGAAUAGAAGCAAUGCAGUAUUAAAAGAAAAGACUGUUCCGAUCGUUGCUACCGACCCAGAACAGUGGAUCGAUUCACACAUGAAGUUUUUUGCUCUACUAAUGCAGUAAAUAUCCGCAAAUGAAGAGUCACAUUUGAUCAUGAUGAGGAAUGUCAAUUUUUCCACAUGCAAACCUGCAGUGGGUUUGGAAAAGAUGUUUACUUAUUAAAGGGAGAAAAUCUGCUUCCUGCAGUUCCAAUGAAUUGCUUUAGGGGCAGUGUUGCGUUGAGAAGGGGAAAAAGCAUGAAGUAGAAAGUCCGUCUUAUUGGGUUUAUGUUGGUAAUCUAAGGAUGUUUUGACCCUUUUGAAGCUUUUAUUUGUCUGUUCUCUUCAUAUUUGCUUCUCUUAUUCUCUCUUCCUGCUUUGGCUGAUAUGGGACAGGUAGACUUUAGGGUCCGAAUGAACCGUUUAAAGCCUGGCAACUGAACUGUGCAUAGUUCCAGAGUUCACCUUCACUGACUGUAUCCGCUCCACUUGAACACUGUAAAGAUUUUCCUAAAUGUUUCGUUUGAAAAAAUCGGUAGAAACAAGUUAAUUCUUACUGUAAAAAAUAUUCACAAGUGGCUGACUGUUAAAGUGGAGCAAAUCCGUCACUAAACCAACUCUGGUGCCGUUUUUUUUAAUCUGUACUUGUACGUUCUCAUGUACGCGAAAAACGUCCUCAGCCCUAGUGCUGCUCCAACUCACAAGAACAAAUAGACCGAGAACGAAAUAAGUCCCCAGAUGUUGUUUUCGCCCCUCCCUCUUUACCCAGCAUGCAUCAGAGCAGACUUGACCGUUCUGAUAUUGACAUCUGUCCCAGCAUGCACUGCGGCAGCUAGCAGCUACCAGGUUAGCGCUCACAGAGCUCAGAGUAUUAAGUUAAAACUUCUCUUUUCUGUUGCCGAUGUUCAAUUAAAAUACGUUUUAAGAUCAUUUGAGGCUAGAACAUAUUUUUAAGCGUCACUAUAUGGCCUAUUUACUGAUCUAAUGCGUAAUUUAAAAAUACAUUUCCAAAUUUGAGAUGACCUUCCAAAGGUAACGGCAGCCAGGGCUAACGUUAGCCCGUCUGCAGCAGUCCUCUCUCAACCUAGCUGUGUGGCUAUGAUGGCGAUAUUUCUUUUUCAGUGAGUGAGUGCUUGUUGCUAUGAUGCGUCUUUGUUCAGCGGGUUUGCUCGUUGUAAACCAACCAAUCAGAGCACAGCUCAUCUAAAUAUUCAUGAUCAUACCAUAAAAGGAAGAAAACCUGUCGUUUCAUUCUAGGGCUUUUAACCCGGCUUCUAUUAGGGCUCAUAGAACAGCAAAUAUGCGAUUUUUAGCCCAACCAAUGUUACGCACCCUAUUCAGAGACCUUAUGGACCAGAUACCCUAUAGAAUCAUUCUAUCACCCCUUUAAGUUAAAGCAAUAGUGCAGAGAAUACCUUACACAACUAACGUCUUUGUUCUAUAAAAUAAGUUUAUGAUGAAGAAAAGCACGACUAGAUGUCCUGCUUUGCCGCUUUUUAGCGACAUCAAUCUGCAGUGGCUGGAAAUGAAGGGUGGGCGCAGGUCUUUGGUGGGUAACUCCAGCUACCUGUGCCCAAUGCGGGAGUAGGAGCACAAAAAGAGGCAGCGUGUGAACAUCAUCUCGUGUUCACUCGAUCUGAACCUCUGCGUUACAGAAGUCAUGCUAAUGUUUGCGCGUAAAGAAAGUCAAACGGCAACAGCCUGACGCCCUCCUCGCAUUUCUAAGUGUAAUCGGUGUUAGCGGUGCACGAGAAAAACUGCUAAGUUUUGAGUUUAAACAUAAUGCAAGGGAACAUCUUUAAAUCGCAUCCAAAAAAAGGUUCUUUCUUAGUACGGACUUUUGAGUUGCCCUUUGCGUUUUUUGUAAUGUGGACAUGUCGACUUAAGGCUUUAGUGCUCCCUCUUGUGGUCAUAACGGGGACUUUGAUGCUUAACAAACAUUUCUUGCCUGGGCUUAACGGCGCACACUUAAGGCCAAUUUAUGCGUCAGACGCAUAGCCUCUGCAGCUGUAAAAUCUGUCUCAGAGGUUCUGCAACCGUCGUCGCGCACCU